Molecule: messenger RNA, 757 nt
Organism: Portunus trituberculatus (swimming crab)
Lineage: Eukaryota; Metazoa; Arthropoda; Malacostraca; Decapoda; Portunidae
Exons: 2
Coding region: 144-698 (184 amino acids)
Source: RefSeq, a predicted model, not a curated record
UACAGUCAGCACCAAGUGGCUCAGCAGGCAAGACACCUACAAAAUGGGAAUAUUACGACUGCCUUGCAUUCCUAGGUCCAAGUGAGGAGCUCGCAACAGAGGCAUGCUGGUCGGGACCAACACACAAGGAACCUUCAUUACUCAUGUCAGAAUUUCCACCUGAAGAGUCAUCCAUCUAUUUAGUUGAAGAAGCCAGUAUAUGUGAGAGACUUGAGGAAACUGGUUUUGAAACAGACCAGAUCAGUCAUUCCACUGAACAAGCCAAACAGGUGACUGCAAAUGAUCUUGCUGAUGCCUUGAGGACAUUCAGUAAGGAACACAACCCUGGGUCACUUAUAAGUUCAGCUUCAUCAUCCCUUCUGACGACUCCAUCAUCAUCUAGUCCAGUUUUGUCAGCAGCUGAAGGCCAGCCUAGGCAUUUGUCUUCGAAUGCCAUGAAGAGGAAACGAGCCAAGGCAUAUGAUUCAGCACUAGAAGUUGCAUUACAAAUGAGUGCGCAAGAACCACUGACCCCUUCAUUCUCCAAGUGUGUUGGGUCAAUGAUUGAAAAUAUCAUAAAUCUAGUUCCAUCACACAUGCAGUAUGAACUUAGUUUUGCUAUUUUGAAUAGUGCUCAAAAGGUAUAUGAGGAUUUUGUAAAAAAAAAAAAAAAAAAAAUUGUAAUAACAGAACAUUUUUUAGCAUUUGUACAUUUAUAACAUUUUCUGUAAUUAUUGCAUUCAGCUGAUAUUUUUGGUUAAGUAAAAUAAGUCCAUAA